GAGACUCCGAACCAUUGGAAGUUCCACGAGCGCGUCUAUCGUGUGACGCACCCGAUCUAUGAUAUUUGGGGGGUGACCCUACGGUCACUGGCCUUGGAUACCAUGCAUUGCAUGGAUUUGGGCGUCACGGGUCAUGCCUGUGCGAAUAUGCUCUACGAGGUGGUGUUCGAACAUGAGCACGGCACCAGAUCAGCAAUUUUAGCACGCCUCUGGGCGAGGAUCCAGGAUAUAUAUCGAGUUGCUGGCCUGGACCAUCGGAUCUCGGUAUUGAGAUUAGGCACCUUUGUGAAAAACAAGGACUCGCCGCACUCGGACUAUCCCAUACUGUCCAGGACUAUCAAAGCAGCGGAGGCGCGACAUCUGGCCACAGUGUGCUACCAGUUAUCCAAAGAUUACGAGGAUGAUACCCAGAUCAGGAAAACUAGGACACUGUGCUUCAAGAGCCUGUGCCAGAUCUAUCAGAUUAUCGCCGACGGCGACAUGUUUCUGUCGGACGCCCAGUGCCAGCAAUUGAUUCGGUCAGCCGACAAUUUCUUGACUUGUUACCAGGCCCUGUCGCGGGAUGCACUGGACCAGCGGAAACGCAAGUGGUCGACUGUCAACAAACAUCAUUUUGUUUGGCAUUUAGUUCGCCAGACCCCCUUGAACCCCAAGAACGUCUGGUGUUACCAGGCGGAGGACUACCAGAGGUUCGUGACUAGGGGUCGUCUAUUUCGUCUGUGA
Prorocentrum cordatum is the source of this 723-nucleotide messenger RNA. The record is from the annotation of a GenBank genome assembly. Lineage: Eukaryota; Dinophyceae; Prorocentrales; Prorocentraceae.